AUGUUCAUUUUUGUGCUACUCUUCGUCGGCCUCGUGCUCGCUGUCAAGCCCCGCAACAUCAUCUCUUACGCGUAUGUGAUUGACUCGGGCAGUGCUGUCUGCCAGUACAGAUCGGGCCUUAAGGAUACAAUUUUGACCUUCCAAGUCGGUGUGCUUGAUGCAAAGGCCACCAUCUAUCUUGACAAUUACCAUGUCAAUAUGGCGAUCAGAGAGCCCACUUAUGUGCAGCAAAUCACGCACGCGGCAACAUUGGACUUGCGUACCGACCCAUCGUCCAUCAUGCUCUGCUUCAGGUUGACGUUGCCCGUGGUCCCCGAAGAUCGAAAUAUGCUCGAGACAAGCUGCUGCGAGUACAACUGGAUCAUCGACUUUGAGGCCUCGCUGCGGCUCGCGGCAAAGGAUCUAAGGGUCAUAAAGCAGAAGCUGGAUCACAAAUGCAACAAGCUCAGCCCCGCGUUCUGUGGAGCGCUCCAACAGAUGCGCUGUCAGGCCGAACGCGGGAGUAUGAAGAGGACUCUUGUUCUCGAGAGCCCGAUUGUCAAGGCAAAGACAAUCAUAUCCGUCGCGGCCAAAACCGUCACCACUAUUGUGUCCGAGCCUCGGUAUCUCCAGAAGAACGUGGACACUCACGUCAAAGACUUUCCCAUCAGCACCGAUCAAGCUUCGUUCGUGUUCGAUCUGACCAUGCCGCUGAACCCCGAUAAUCUCAGCGAGCUGGAAAAACACUGCUGCGAGUUCUCAUGGCUUCUCUCAGCGGAGGCUUCCUUGCUUGCCACUCGACGAAGUCUCGAGAUGCGCAUGCAGAAGCCGAUCAUCACAUGCAAAAAGCUUUCGCCGACAGUGUGCGGAGGGCCUGCUUCGAUGAAAUGUGAUACACAGGUUGCUAAGCUGAUCUGGCCUGCCGGGAGAUCUUCUGUAGCAAAAGCUCCGAGGCCCGAUGCCAAAUACAAGUACUUUGUAUUCGAGGUCGGCUCGGGCAGUGCGGUAUGCCAAUACACUGCUGCCGGGAAAGAUGAAAUCCUCACCUUCGAGACCGGUCUUCUGCACGCAAGCGCUAAGUGCUUUAUCCCGAGCCUCAACGUUGUCCUCAAAGUCUAUGCUCCAGCAUAUCUCACCGAUAAAGCCACAGUCGUGGCAGACGGGCUGUCUGAUUCAACAGACGCCAUGCUCGCCAAGUUCAAAGUCAUACUGCCCAUUGUUCCCCGAGAACGAAAUGCACUCGAGCAGGCUUGCUGCAAUUAUGAAUGGAACAUAUACAUGGAAGCCUCACUGCUGGAGCCCUCGAAGAACCUCAUCGUUACGCAACAAGAGCUCCAUCACUCUUGCACCAAGCUUAAUCCAUCACUCUGUGGCGCCCCUCAGCAUAUGCAAUGUAUUGCCAUGAAAGGCAAGCUGGCCUGGCCUGUUCCCGGGCCACCGCGCUCUUCUCAGUAG
This is a messenger RNA of Mixia osmundae IAM 14324, 1434 nucleotides long. RefSeq lists its product as uncharacterized. The transcript is spliced from 12 exons. Bases 1 to 1434 code for a protein of 477 amino acids. The record is from RefSeq and is a predicted model, not a curated record. Lineage: Eukaryota; Fungi; Basidiomycota; Mixiomycetes; Mixiales; Mixiaceae.